Molecule: messenger RNA, 2852 nt
Organism: Choloepus didactylus (southern two-toed sloth)
Lineage: Eukaryota; Metazoa; Chordata; Mammalia; Pilosa; Megalonychidae
Gene: MGAT2
Product: alpha-1,6-mannosyl-glycoprotein 2-beta-N-acetylglucosaminyltransferase
Exons: 1
Coding region: 835-2139 (434 amino acids)
Biological process (GO): protein N-linked glycosylation; oligosaccharide biosynthetic process
Cellular component (GO): Golgi stack; Golgi membrane
Molecular function (GO): alpha-1,6-mannosylglycoprotein 2-beta-N-acetylglucosaminyltransferase activity
Source: RefSeq, a predicted model, not a curated record
AUUCUUGAACUCAACCAAGUCAAGGCAGCGGGUCUUGCCUUCCCUGUCUUACAAGCGUCUAAUCCAUCCAGGGAUUCUGAGCAAUGAAUGCUCGUCUCAGAAGGGCUACAGUCUCGUUCUUUGCUUACCGGUAAACUUGGCGUCCACGUUCCUCACUUCUUUCUGCCCGCGCCUAACCGGAAAGGCAGGAAAGAAGCGGAAGUAGGAACUGAACCUGAGCGACAGUAGUGCGAACCAAUAGGCAGCAGGCAACGUAGGCCAGGCGUCUCGGGACGUGUCUGGGAAGCGCCAACCAACCGCCCAGGGGGCAGGACGAAGGGGUGUGGGCCGGAGGGCCUCGGAACUCCGACAGCCAGUCGCCGGUUGUCAGAACGGUAGCUGCUGUCCUAGGGCAAAACUGCGUCCCUGGGUCCUGUCGGUCCGGGACCCGCGUAAGGAUGAGAGCACAAACGACACCUGGCCGCUGGAGGAGCAGGUAACGAAUUUGGGGUGUGGUGUGGCCGCGGCGGGGCUUCUUCCGGGAACCGUGGUGCUGAAUGGAAAGGACCGAGGCGACACCGAGCUGGGGCUCCUCGCUGCAAAGCUACUGCCCGAGCUGCAGCUGCCAAACAAGGAUGUGUAGACCCCGAGAGACGCAGGGGAACUGAGAGCCUUAGGGCGCCAGGACCCCCGGGGCCCGGGAUGUGUUAGCGAGGGCAGCCGCGGGGGCCAGCUCCGAAUGCUACAGGCCGAGGCAACGGCCGCCGCCCGCCCGCCCGCCCCUUUCGUGCAGAAGCACCUUGCUCCUUUCCGCGCCCUCCCGCUCUCCCGCCCUCGUUCUCGGCUCUGGAGACCAUGAGGUUCCGCGUCUACAAACGGAAAGUACUGAUCCUGACGCUCGUGGUGGCCGCCUGCGGCUUCGUUCUGUGGAGCAGCAAUGGGCGACAACGAAAGAACGAGGCCCUCGUCCCGCCGUUGCUGCAGGACGCCGAGCCCGCGCGAGGCAUCCGUAGGGUCUCCAACGAGUCGGCGGCUCCGCUCGUCCCGGCUGCCCCGCAGCCGGAGGCGGACAACCUGACGCUGCGGUACCGGUCUCUAGUCUAUCAGCUGAACUUUGACCAGACGCUGAGAAAUGUAGAUAAGGCCGGCUCCUGGGCCCCCCGGGAACUGGUGCUGGUCGUCCAGGUGCAUAACCGGCCUGAAUACCUCAGAUUGCUCCUGGACUCACUUCGAAAAGCCCAGGACAUUGACAACGUCCUCAUCAUCUUUAGCCACGAUUUCUGGUCGACAGAGAUCAAUCAGCUGAUCGCCGGGGUGGAUUUCUGUCCAGUUCUGCAGGUAUUCUUUCCUUUCAGCAUUCAGUUGUACCCUAACGAGUUUCCGGGCAGUGACCCCAGAGAUUGCCCCAGAGACCUGGAGAAAAAUGCAGCUUUGAAGAUGGGGUGCAUUAACGCCGAGUAUCCCGACUCCUUCGGCCAUUAUAGAGAGGCCAAGUUCUCGCAAACCAAGCACCACUGGUGGUGGAAGCUGCAUUUUGUAUGGGAGAGGGUUAAAAUUCUUCAAGACUAUGCUGGCCUUAUACUUUUCUUAGAGGAGGAUCACUACUUAGCUCCAGAUUUUUACCAUGUCUUCAAAAAGAUGUGGAAAUUGAAGCAGCAAGAGUGUCCUGAGUGUGAUGUUCUCUCCCUGGGGACAUAUAUUACCAGUCCCAGUUUCUAUGGCAUUGCUGACAAGGUAGAUGUGAAAACUUGGAAAUCCACAGAGCACAAUAUGGGUCUAGCGUUGACCCGGGAUGCAUAUCAGAAGCUGAUUGAGUGCACAGAGACUUUCUGUACUUAUGAUGAUUAUAACUGGGACUGGACUCUUCAAUAUUUGACUGUAUCUUGUCUUCCAAAAUUCUGGAAAGUGCUGGUUCCUCGAGUUCCUAGGAUUUUUCAUGCUGGGGACUGUGGUAUGCACCAUAAAAAAAUCUGUAGACCAUCCGCCCAGAGUGUCCAAAUUGAGUCACUCUUAAACAAUAAUAAACAGUACAUGUUUCCAGAAACUCUAAUGAUUAGUGAGAAAUUUACUAUGGAAGCUGCUUCCCCACCUAGGAAAAAUGGAGGGUGGGGAGAUAUUAGGGAUCAUGAACUCUGUAAAAGUUAUAGAAGGCUGCAGUGAAAAAUCACAAUUACAAAAGCAAAAGUGACAGUCUUCUGUUUUUGAUAUUUGUCCACACAGGAUGUACAAUUGAAGGGUUUAGAACUGGUUUCUGCUUUAAUACAAAAAAACAAAAAUCUUGUAUAAGAUGUCCAAAUAUAGUAAUCUUUUCCAAUUAUAUCUGAUCAAGAUUUAAAACAAGUUUUCAUUUUAGGGGCUUGCACUUUAAAGCUCAACCUUUAUCUGCUAAAGGUAUCAUUGUUAAUUGAUGAGAGAGGACAGGAAACGAUUAAAUUGCAUCUAUCUUUUUAUCUGGAACUUUGUACACUUUUCCACUUUCAAAACUUAUUUUAAAUACAGCAAAAUUUAUUUAAAAUUAUCACAGCAGUAAAAAGUAUUACAAGGAAAUUAAGAGUGUUAAUGGAGCAAGCCCAGUUUCACUCUUGACACAGUUUUUUCGAAGGCAUUGCUUCACUGGUUUUAUAAUUUGAAAGUUAUGUUUGUUAAACACCCUGUCAGAAUAAUCAUUUUCAGUAUUACAGUUUCCUUUACUGUUGUGUUAAGAUUUGCCUGUGCUUUGGAACCUUCAUAGAACACACUUUCUUUUGGAAUGUAUUUGAUAAGAAAGUUUAAACAUGGUUUCCACUUCAAUGUAGAAAUACAAUGGAUUUGUUUUUUUCUUUUAGUGCUGCCAAAAUAAAAUACUCAUUUUUGAAUAAAAAGAUUCCUAAUCA